UGGCGCCUGCUACGUCACGGAGAUCACACGGAUCCCUGCUAGCGGAGCCUCUUUGUUGCGAUCAACCGACCAGCGGCUGCGUUUCUGGCUGAAAUCACCUGCACCGACACGGUUACUGCCGCGAUCGUUUAGAGGAUGAGUGGCGGAGUGUACGGAGGCGAUGAGGUGGGAGCGUUGGUGUUUGACAUUGGCUCUUACUCUGUGAGAGCUGGCUAUGCAGGAGAAGACUGUCCCAAGGCUGACUUCCCCACGGUCAUAGGUGUGACUGUGGACCGAGAGGAUGGCAGCACGCCGAUGGAGACGGACGGGGAGAAGAGCAAGCAAAGCGGAACUUCCUAUUACAUUGAUACCAACCAGCUGAGGGUACCCAGAGAGAACAUGGACGUCAUGUCUCCGCUCAAGAAUGGCAUGAUUGAAGACUGGGACAGUUUCCAGGCCAUUUUGGAUCACACCUACAAGAUGCACUUCAAGUCUGAGCCCAGUAUGCAUCCAGUGCUCAUGUCCGAAGCAUCGUGGAACACAAGAGCGAAACGGGAGAAACUCACAGAGCUAAUGUUUGAACAUUACAACAUUCCUGCCUUCUUCCUUUGUAAAUCAGCCGUGCUGUCUGCCUUUGCUAAUGGGCGGUCUACAGGCUUGGUCCUGGACAGCGGUGCCACACAUACGACAGCUAUUCCAGUACAUGACGGCUACGUCCUGCAGCAAGGCAUCGUCAAGUCGCCCCUCGCAGGAGACUUCAUGAGCAUGCAGUGCAGAGAGCUGUUCCAAGAGUUAAGCGUUGAAAUAAUCCCUCCUUAUAUGAUUGCAUCAAAGGAUGUCGUGCGGGAGGGAUCUUCGGCCAGUUGGAAGAAAAAGGAGAAACUACCUCAAGUCACCCGCUCAUGGCACAACUACAUGUGUAAUUGUGUGAUCCAGGACUUCCAGGCGUCCGUGCUGCAGGUCUCAGAUUCUCCAUAUGAUGAACAAGUUGCUGCACAGAUGCCCACGGUUCACUACGAGCUGCCCAACGGCUACAACUGUGACUUUGGAGCUGAGAGACUGAAGAUCCCGGAGGGUUUGUUUGACCCCUCUAAUGCCAAGGGCCUGUCUGGAAACACCAUGUUAGGAGUCGGCCACGUGGUGACGACCAGUGUGGGAAUGUGUGACAUCGACAUUCGACCGGGACUGUACGGCAGUGUGGUGGUGACCGGAGGAAACACGCUCAUUCAGGGCUUCACCGACCGACUGAACAGAGAACUCUCCCAGAAAACACCGCCGAGCAUGAGACUGAAGCUAAUCGCCAACAACACAACGGUGGAGCGCCGGUUCAGUGCCUGGAUAGGAGGCUCCAUCCUCGCAUCACUGGGAACCUUCCAGCAGAUGUGGAUCUCCAAACAGGAGUACGAGGAGGGCGGAAAGCAGUGUGUGGACAGGAAGUGCCCUUGAUCUUUCUCUCUGUGCAUCAUUGUCUUCGCCAUAAGCUCAGCAUCACCAGUCCUUCACCACUGACCCCAGACUCAUCUUUGGAGGAUCACUUGUUUUGUAUCAUUUCUUUUUUUAAUACCGAGUUCAUCCAUAUGCCUGUCUGGGAUUUUGUUGUAGAAAUCAAACAACCAUCAACAAUGUAAACUGUGUCACGAUGAAGAAAUGUUUAUUUUUGUUUGUGUCAUAAAUGUCUGUUUGUUGCCUUCAAUUUAGAUUGUUGUUGUGGAAACCUUGCACAUUCAAAGUCUUGUUUUAGCCAGUUGAAACUGGAGGUCAUUAAGUCAGGUUCUUCUUCACACUGGGGAACCACGAUGUAAGAAACACACAAUUAACUGUGCAAGGUUUCUACAGAACACUGACAAGGUCAACAUGUUUUUAGGAUGUGUGUUGGGAGGAACAACCUUAGUUUGGGGCGAUAUCUUUUUCAUGAGCCUCUUUCUGUGUAGUAAGUAAACUCAUCAUCAGCCAAGGACAGUCUGUUUCUGCCUGUACUCAAUGAUGUGUCCACUCAAAUAAAUCUGUAUUUAAUUUUCAUGUUUUGCUUGUCAAUGGGUAUAAAGUCUUUUUAAGAAAA
Pleuronectes platessa (European plaice) is the source of this 2038-nucleotide messenger RNA. It is a transcript of the gene actl6a, whose product is annotated as actin-like 6A. Bases 136 to 1425 code for a protein of 429 amino acids. Gene Ontology annotation, cellular component: SWI/SNF complex; NuA4 histone acetyltransferase complex. The transcript has 14 exons. The record is from RefSeq and is a predicted model, not a curated record. Lineage: Eukaryota; Metazoa; Chordata; Actinopteri; Pleuronectiformes; Pleuronectidae. Gene Ontology annotation, biological process: nervous system development; regulation of transcription by RNA polymerase II. Gene Ontology annotation, molecular function: chromatin binding.